Molecule: messenger RNA, 645 nt
Organism: Ziziphus jujuba (common jujube)
Lineage: Eukaryota; Viridiplantae; Streptophyta; Magnoliopsida; Rosales; Rhamnaceae
Product: pyridoxal 5'-phosphate synthase subunit PDX1
Exons: 3
Coding region: 1-645 (214 amino acids)
Biological process (GO): amino acid metabolic process; pyridoxine biosynthetic process; pyridoxal 5'-phosphate biosynthetic process
Molecular function (GO): amine-lyase activity
Source: RefSeq, a predicted model, not a curated record
AUGGCGGCCACCACCAAGAGCAAGAACAUUAUUAUGGCCCCCAUUAAAGAUAUGGUCAGCAAAAACGACAACACUAGAAUCCUGAAUGGAGGGACCGUGGUCGAAGUCACAAAUAGCAAGCAAGCCAAGCAUGCCGAACAAGCCGGAGCGUGCGCUGUUUUGGUAAUUGAUCCUAUCUCUUAUUCUUCAUCUUCUAAAAAUUACAUGAUCACUGCAUCCCUCAUCAACAACAUCAGAAUAAUCGAGAAAGCUGUCCUCGGAGAGGCAUUGAAGAGGGUGAGUGAAGGAGCGACUUUGAUAAAGAUUCAAGAUGGAAUAUUGAUGUUCAAAAGCCUUUCGGGUUCAAAAGAAUAUUGCGCGAGUGAUAUAGUAACGGACAAAAUAAAAACUCUCCCAAUUGAUCAUAAUGGUAUGGCGCUCGGAUACUCCGAGCCGCCGUUGGAGCUUCCUUUGGCCCAAUUUGUUGGUGGUGGCGGCGGUGGUGGUGGUAGCAUUCGUAGUCCGGCAGACGGAGUUAAGAUGAUGAGUGUGGGGUUUGAUGGAGUGUUUCUUGAUCCAAAGAAUCUUCCAUGGUUCGGCCGGGACAAGCAUGUUAAGAACAUCAUUGAUGCUGUUAGACACCAUGAUCGCAAAGGAGACAUAUAA